AUGAAAAACAUUCAAUCAUCAUAAGAAAAGACUGCUAGAAUUUAGAAUACUUCAAAUAUUUCUCCUAACUAGAUUCAAUCAGAAAGAUAGAAUUUUGAUGUCGAUAUGAAUGAAUUCAAUAUGCUAAAUGCACAUCACUAAGAAAGUAUAAACAGUUCGGCAGGCAUGACAGUACUAAGAUAAGUACAAGACAACAUCAAGUUACAAAAUAGUAAAAAUAAUCAAUAACCGAAUGGCAGCAUAUUGAUCAAAGAUAAUCGAUAUACAGAUGCAAUCAGAUCUUAAGAAGUAUAAUUGAAGGAAGAAGAUUCUAGCAAAACAAGAGUUGUAGCAAGUGGAGGAGGUGAAGGUUUUUUCUUAACAGGAGUAAAUGUUAAUGGACAAGUUAUUGAAGGGUAGCAUGAAGAUGAUAAUGUAAAUCCACUUUUACAAGAAAGCUAGCUUUAAGUAGAAGCUAAAUUAGAUUUCGAUGAGGAUGGUUUAAUAGAUAACUAUGAAGUCAUCAGUAUAAUUGACUCAUCUAGAGCACUUUCAAAUGAUAAUUGUGUAAUAAUCAAUGAAAAGCAGUAGAGUCUUACUCAUCUAACCUGUAAUAGUUAAGUCACUCUUCGGGUUGAUGCACUAGUUUCACAAUAUAGUCAAGUUGAAAAAAUAGCAAAAAGAUAUGCCAAGAUCUUUGUUGACUAAUAAAAAACUGAUAAGCUCAUUCUAAAUAUUUCAGAUUAGCACGACACCAGUAACAUAGGAGGAUUUAACAUCUCAAAUUUUAAGAUGCGUUAUCUUAAUGAAUUUAUUAAUGACAUAAUCUCAGAUUAUGAGUAGUCAUUCUUAGGAUGUUUCUCAAAAUAGUUGAUUUAGCAUAUGCAAUCGCUUAAUUUUUUCAAAAGUUUAGAUCUUUAUAUGUCGAUCACAAAAUUCGAAGGUGACUCUGGUUUUUCAUUAGUAUAAGGCGAUGAUCAAGAAGAACUUUAGGAUGAUGUUGUUGAUGAUUAUCAGGAGUUUCAAGUUCCCUUGCCUAAUAUUAGAUAAUCUAGACCAAGAGAUGGUGAAAUGAGUAAAAAAUAAAGUGCUAAGAAAAAAAAUACUGAUAAAAAACGAAUAUCAAGUGAAAAGUAUUUGAUUAUGUCAUCAAGCCCUAAAAAUAAAAGAGAUAGCUCUUAAGAAUAUAUUGAUGAUGGAAGGGUUAAAAAACAACUAUUCUCACAAGAUAAAAAGACUAAGCUAAUAUAGAAUCAACCAAAAAAGACUCAGGGAUCACUUCCAGAGUAUAAACAAAUUUCAGACAUGUCUGAGAUCUAUUCUGCAUUCACCCAAGCCAAUUUACGAUACAGAGUUUUAAAGAGAAAACUCUAAGACAAGUCCAGUCUUGAUGCAUCCUAGAUUAAGUAUUAAUAGGAUGAAAUUAAAGAUGAGAUUAUUCUCAUUUAAUUUAAACUCAUAAAUAAGGAAACAGAAAAAUAAUUGAAUUCUUUUAAUAUACUGAAUGUACCGCUAUCUAAAAUGGGUGAUAUAAAUCUACAAAAUCUUCAUGAUAUUCUAAUAAAGCUAAAGUCAGGAGGGAAUAAAGCCAAGGAAUAUAUCCCUUAUAAUAAAUCUAUUAUGUCGAGAAUUCUUGCCCCUAUUUUAAAUAAAGAAAAUAUUGUAUACCUUUCUCAUUAUAGUAAGAGAGGUAUUAUAAGUCAUUUAAACUCACCUAAUCACACAGGCCUAGCAAAUGGAUUGUUCCUAUUUCUAGAUAAAAUUUUUAUGGAAAGAAGAUUUAAAAAGAAGAAACUAAAUCAUUAAGAGGCAUUAAAGAUAUUACAAAAGAAGUUUUCUAAAGAAGUAAAAGAGAUUUACAGUAUAAUUGGACAUUUUAGAGAUGGUGUAAACUCUUUUGAAACUUACACUAAUUAAUCAGCUUAGACAAUGCAAACAGUAAAUAAAGCCGCUACAAAAACUCAAAGCUUUACUCUAUUUCAUUAAAUUCUUCAUUUUCUGGCUUUAAAAGAAGAUAUAGACAUGAACGGAGGUCCUCUUGCAAAUAGCAAUUUUUUAUCUGAGGAAGAAAUAUAAAAAGUCAUUUUUGAUAAAUAAUAUCUAAAAUUUUUGAGGAAAAAGAUUAGGGCAGAAUUAGCUGGAAUGCCUUAAAUACAGGCUUAACAAUCAACAGUUAAGCUGACUAAAUUAUAAUAAGUACAGUAUGAGUGUAUAAAAAGUGAGCUUAAAGAAGACUAUGAGAAGAAAGUAACUUCACUUAAGAAUAGACUUGACAAAAAAGCAAUGAGAGAUCCAAGUUUAUUACUUUUUUCUUAAUUAACUUAGGAGGAGCCCAAAAAAACAAGUACAACGCCCUUAGCUGGUAAUGGAUUUAAUAAGAGCUUCACUUCUGGUGGUAGAAAUGCUUCAAAUUAGUACAAUAGACCAAGAUUUCAGUAAAAUGCUAAUAAUAAUAAGAAGUAUUAAUAUUAGUUAGAAAAUGUAAAUGAUAAAGACAAAUUUUACGAGUUUUAUUUGAAAAGUGCCUAAAAGGCUAUAGAUAUCAUGAGGCAAUAAUAAAUCCUAUCAUCUGAUGAUAAAAUUGAUUCUUAGAAUCAGACUUUCACCGAUGGAGUGAAUGUUCAGAACUUGCCAGUCUACCAUCCGUCUAAGGCGUAAAAUCAAAGCGAAUACUAAUCUUAAUCAUCUUCAGUAAUCGAGCAGUCAAAGCUAAAUUACAAUUAGAAUAAUAAUAGUAAUAGUCAUUAUAUCUAAAAUUUGGGAACAGGAUUAAGGAUAAAUAAUCCAUUGAGAGCUUAAAGCAGUAAAAAGGAGGAGAGAAGAUAACCCAGAAGUAUAAGAAACAUAGAUAGUGCUCUGGAAAUAGAAAAUAACAAUCACAAUACGGCUAAAUAGCAAAAACUUCAGCCAUUGUUUGUGAGAGAACACAUAUAUCAUGAUAAUAGUAAUGUUUUAGAAAGAAUUGAAGAAAGAAUUAAAAAUAGUAAAUUAAGCGAAACUUAAUAUACUUAAAAUGCUUACAGUAAUUUAGAUAGGAAAACUUCAGCUAGCUCUCAAAGCAGAGCAGCAUUAUCAUCAUAAAAUAGAAAAUUCAGAAAAGUUCUUUCUAAUAAUCAGGCAAUCCAAAUGAAAUAAAAGUCUGGAACUGAUGUAUCCAGUGCCAUUUCAUAAAUUCCAAAGGCAUAAACAGAACUGACAAAAGUUAAAGAAUUUUUGCCUCUUAGAGCCUAAGGCAAACUUAAAGCAUUUAAUAUUUAUAAUGAAGGAGCAGAUUCUGGUUAUUAAGACAAUCCCAGUGAUAUGACUCAAUUCAGAGAAAAUCCAAAGUAUCUUAAAAACCAAUCUAACCUUUACAAUUUAUCUAGUUUAUUAUAUGAGCAGCGAGACAUGAAAAGGAAGCCAUAGACGGCAUAAAGACAAAAAAGAAUUCCUCAAAAUUAAAAUAAUUAUGCUAGCAACGAUUUAAAUAGAUAGCGUACUAAUUCAAUGAGUAAACCCACUUUAAUAAAGAGAGAGUCCUCUAAUAUGACAGAUAUUGAAAAGGAAUAAGAUCCCUAUUCUUAAAAUCAAAAAUAAUAGCUAUCCGACGAUAAACCGCUCUUUGGAUAACUUUAUUAGAAUGCUUCAUGA
This is a messenger RNA of Stylonychia lemnae, 3609 nucleotides long. Lineage: Eukaryota; Ciliophora; Spirotrichea; Sporadotrichida; Oxytrichidae. The record is from the annotation of a GenBank genome assembly.